This is a messenger RNA of Laccaria bicolor S238N-H82, 525 nucleotides long. RefSeq lists its product as uncharacterized. The record is from RefSeq and is a predicted model, not a curated record. Lineage: Eukaryota; Fungi; Basidiomycota; Agaricomycetes; Agaricales; Hydnangiaceae. The transcript is spliced from 4 exons. Bases 1 to 525 code for a protein of 174 amino acids.
AUGGCAAGCGAAGGACUUUCGAAGCAGAGCUACGAUUUCCACCAGUACGCUUGCUUCAGACUUCAAAAAGAUUUUGACUCAUCCGAGGAAGUUCCUCAGCUGUGGGAUCUCACUCGGACACAUCCACUGAGCGCGUCGGCUUCGGUCAGGAACGCACCCCCAGACCAAGAACAAAGCUUGACACUGGGCCAUAGCAUUAACAUGUCUUUCAAACGCGAGGUUGGCCUUCCUUCUCAUCAGCGAGAACAAAGCACUAACCCUGGCCAGUCUUCACUCACAGGGCAGCAGAGUCCCGACGAGCCUGGCACAAGAAAAUCGCGCAGGACAUCGCCUCACCCUCACAACAAAUUCGAGCCAGAGGAGGAUUCGUUUCUGCUUGGAGUUCAAAGACCGGAGCCCUCAGACGUUUUUGACUUUCUUGAGCCAUUUCACCGGUUGUCGGACAUGAAAAUCGGUUCUCCUCCUCCGUCCAAUGGUCCAGAUGAUAAAGAGCUGAAGGCCCUCCUCAUGGCCAUGUUUCGCUGA